Molecule: messenger RNA, 924 nt
Organism: Caenorhabditis angaria
Lineage: Eukaryota; Metazoa; Nematoda; Chromadorea; Rhabditida; Rhabditidae
Source: the annotation of a GenBank genome assembly
AUGAAAAAUGAGAGUUUGAAAAACUUGGAAAAAGAGGAUAUCAGUAUGGAUUUGUAAGCUUCUUCUUCUUUGUUUUUUUUUGAAACGCUGCUUAAGCAUCUUUAAAAAGGAAAAAAUCCGAUUCCAGAACUCAACGAGAACGAAAAGCUAUAAAAAUAAGAGAGGAUGUUCCCGACGGCGAUGUGGAUUUGAGCAGACCAGAUGUUCGGGAGAUGAUUUCGCAGAGAAAAGAUUAUGUGCCGGAGAAGAGGCAAAGUGUGCGAGGAUUUGUGAUUUCGGGUGAUAAACAGUGUCAAAGUGAGUUAUUGAUUGAAGCUGGGUUACGGUAGGGUCUAAAAACAUUUUAUUUUCUUGAAUUACUGUAAAUUUGAGUAGAAAAAACUAGGUCCAGAUUACUGUACCUUUUGAUUUUCCAAAAAUUUCUGAGUUACUGUAUCUUUGCGAUAACAAAUUUUCAAAAAAAAAUGUUUUGUAGUUUUGAAUUUCCCGAAAUUUACGUGAAAAAUUGCACUAGACUGUAGUUUGAGAAAAAUCCUCUGAAUCCACGCGUUUCUCGGGCUUCCCCAUUCCAAAUAUAUAAAUUUUUCCAGGAAUUGUUCAUCCACUUCGAUCCGAACUCAAUUGCGAUCUUGUCCACAAUGAAAAAUCUCGAAAAUCAUCAAAAAGCAACAAAUCUCGCUCCCAAAAAUCGGCAAGUUUGAAAAAUUCGAAAAGCCAAAAAUCGACAUCGAUCAAAAUUGCUCCGACACAAUUGAAUCAUUUUGAACAGCCCAAAAGUCAAGGGUGAGUUUGGGAUUUUUUUUGGGUUUGAAAAAUUAUUUGUGAGUUUUUAGGAUGCCCGUUGUUUCGAGAUCAAAAUCGAAUUCGAAAAAACAAAAAAAGAAGAAGAUUCUGGGAGUUUUCAGCAGACGAAAUCGUGUAUAA